This is a messenger RNA of Caenorhabditis briggsae, 1170 nucleotides long. Gene Ontology annotation, molecular function: RNA binding. The record is from RefSeq and is a predicted model, not a curated record. Gene Ontology annotation, cellular component: nucleoplasm. Gene Ontology annotation, biological process: regulation of gene expression. The coding region runs from base 1 to 1170 and encodes 389 amino acids. The transcript has 7 exons. NCBI's taxonomy places the organism in Eukaryota, Metazoa, Nematoda, Chromadorea, Rhabditida, Rhabditidae.
AUGGCGAAUCUCGAAUUUCCACCCCAAUACACCCGAGCCGGCAACACAACCCACACUGGCGAGGUGCACUCGAUUCCGCAAGACGAGCAGUUUGCAUAUGGAACCGCCGGAUUUCGCUUCCGUGCCGAAAAACUGCCGUUCAUCGUGUACCGAUGCGCGUAUUUGGCCAGUUUGCGUGCUCGUCAACUCGACUCGGCCAUCGUUAUUGUAACCCCACAACAGUUGGAAUUUUUGGCUAAAUAUUCCCAUCGUGGCGUAACACUAGACGACACCCAUCAUUGCACAAAAUAUAACCUAAAGUUGAGCACUAUGCUUGUCUGUGAUGGCUAUGAUCGAGGUGUCCCAGUUGCGUUUAUGUUGAGCCACUCGACUACAUCUUCUGAUAUUGAAGAGCUAUUCAAGUGUAUCAAAGAGCUUUAUCCAUCUUUCAAUCCAGCUCAUGUUAUGACAGAUGAAGCUAACGUUUUUUGGGCUGGGUUUCGUAAAGUGUUUCCGGUAACUGUACCGUUGGCACAUUUGCCGUACGUGGAAAAAGCAGGCAAAGAUCAUGCUAAAACUAUAAAAACCAAAAUUUUUCAGAUGUUGUCGCCACCGACUUCUAUCAAUUUCACAAAUUUCAUUCAACAUCGAAAACUGUUCAUUGGUGGAUUGAAUAUGGACACUAAUAAAGAACAGUAUUUCACUCAGUUCGGUCCAGUGGUUGAUACCGUAGUGAUGAAGGAUAACGCGACUCAAAGAUCUCGUGGAUUUGGAUUCGUCACUUUUGCAUGGAUUGCCAGUGCCGAAAUGGCCAUUCGAAAUGGUCCGCAUAAGAUUAAUGGGAGAAUGGUCGAAUUGAAACGUUCAAUUCCAAAAGAGCAAAUGAGCAAUAAUGAUGAGCAAUCAUCAUCAUCAUCAUCAAUCAAUCAAAAAUCCUCACUUCCCAAAUUCCCACCACCAAAUCCCGGCUCUAAAUUGGCUCUCCAUCAAAUUCAAUGCUCAAUUCAUACUGUAGACUCGCUUCGUUCAUAUUUCGAAUCGUUUGGCAUCGUUGAACAAAUUGAAAUCACUCCACGUGCCGAUGGAUUUGUAGUUUUUGAGGAGAAGGCGUCAGCGGAUCGAUGUCUGGCUCAUGGAGCACAACAUGAUGUGCAGGACCACAAGAUUUGGGUGGAGAGACAAGAGAAUUAG